UAGUUGUAGUUACACACUUCCGUCACUAGAUGGCAGAAGCCUAUGGUAGUAUUGAACUGUGGCAGACAGACAGUCGUUUGUUUACAUUCGUUGCAAUGGCGACCAUCACUGAACUGAAGUGUGCCGUAAGGGAAACCCUGGAGUCCCGUGGUGUGAUGGGCCAGCUGAAGGCUCGUAUCCGGGCAGAGGUAUUUAGCGCCCUGGAUGACCAACGUGAACCUCGUCCGCCGCUGUCCCACGAAAACCUGCUGAUAAACGAGCUCAUCCGGGAGUACCUGGAGUUCAACAAGUACAGAUACACUGCGUCAGUCCUGACAGCAGAGUCAGGCCAACCUGAAGUUCCCUUAGACAGACAGUUCCUGGCAAAUGAGUUGAAAGUCACAGAAGAUACAAGCUCCAAGUCUGUACCUCUUCUCUAUGGCUUGGUGUGCCACUUUGUGAACAGCAGUGAUAGUCGUGGAAAUGUGUUUCUGCGGGGUGCUUCUCUGCCAGCUGGUACAACUGCCAUCAACACAAUACCUGGACCUGAUGCCUAAAAGUGUAUGCACUCAAGUAGUGGUACAGGAUGGACUGAAAAGAUGCCUUUACACACUUUUUGGCUAAAUGUUCUCAGGCAUUACAGCAUUGACUAUAUGAAUUCUACUGAUACAAAUGCACAAGUCAAUUAUAUUGCUUUAUUAUGUAAGUUGCCAAUGAUACCAGAUGUCCUUUUUUGUUUAGGUAUAAAUGUCUGACUUUACCAAUGGGUUUACUAUCAGUUAGUUGGUAUUGCUUGUGUUACACCUUAUUCCUUGUUCUCUAAUUAAUUCAGGCAAAAUGUUCGGUCAACAUUCCUUGAUGUCUGCUCUAUUUUAAUUUACAAUUGUUUGAUACUUUUAUAUUGUCUUUUAGUUGUUUGAAAUAAAUGUUUUAUAUUUAUGUAUUCACUUUAUUGAAUCAAAAACAUGUGGCAAUGCUCUUUCAUUGGCUACCACAUGGUGGCAGCCUCACCAAAGAAACGGCUGAAGACUGAUUGAGGGUUGAGGAGUGAUACUUUGUUGGUUGUGACUUGGUGAAGACACUACUGUAUGUGUUCAUCUCUAGUAUGUGGCAUUGUGCAUAAAAACAGGGUAAUCUAAUACUGUGGUUAAAAUGAUCUUGCUGCUUAACUGUAUUAAGAUAAUGAGUUAACUUUAUAUUACUUGAAAGUAUAUUGUUCGUAAUUAGAACUGUAUUCGCCAGUACAGUUGGUACUUUUGAAUAUUUGCUUUAUGCAGUGCAGAUCAUCACAGUACAGUUUAAAUAGUGUUGAAUAACCUGCACCUGAAAGGUUUCCACAGUCACAUUCAGUUACUUUCCUGUGAUUGUCCUAACAGUUUGGCACUCAUUGUGCUGGUUUGUGCAGCCAAGCCCACGCAUGUUGCCCCUGCCCAAAUGCUACUGUUUGGACCGGACACCUUUUGUCUGUAAUAGUUAGAUACCUCUUAAUCAAUAUUAUGUUUUAUCUUGGUCUCACAUAGCUGAUAAUCCAUGUCUUAUGCUAAAUUAAAUGGGGCAUUGGCUAGAUAUUUUUAUGUAGUAACUCUCCUGCUCGUUCACCUGUUUUGCCAUUUUGUCCGCAGCUUAUGACCUCCAUAACAGCAAUGUUAGCAACACCAAUAUGAUACUAACUGUUCCGAAAAGGAAAGAGGGUCCUUGUCCUUCCUUUUGAUUUCAGCAACUCAUAAAACAAACAU
Messenger RNA from Etheostoma cragini (Arkansas darter), 1715 nucleotides. It is a transcript of the gene cep20, whose product is annotated as centrosomal protein 20. Lineage: Eukaryota; Metazoa; Chordata; Actinopteri; Perciformes; Percidae. The coding region runs from base 30 to 536 and encodes 168 amino acids. Gene Ontology annotation, biological process: microtubule anchoring; cilium assembly. Gene Ontology annotation, molecular function: protein binding. The record is from RefSeq and is a predicted model, not a curated record. The transcript has 4 exons. Gene Ontology annotation, cellular component: centrosome; ciliary basal body; motile cilium.